Messenger RNA from Urocitellus parryii (Arctic ground squirrel), 252 nucleotides. It is a transcript of the gene Coxfa4l3, whose product is annotated as cytochrome c oxidase associated subunit FA4L3. The record is from RefSeq and is a predicted model, not a curated record. Gene Ontology annotation, cellular component: respiratory chain complex IV. Lineage: Eukaryota; Metazoa; Chordata; Mammalia; Rodentia; Sciuridae.
AUGGGAAUUUUCCAAACCUUGAUGAAAAAGAAGGAACUCAUUCCUUUAGCGUUUUUCAUGACUUUCGCAGCUGCAGGAGCCUCAUCUUUUGCCAUAUAUUCCUUGAAAAAAACCGACGUGAUUCUUGAUCGAAAAAGAAAUCCAGAACCGUGGGAAGCUGUGGAUCCCUCUGAACCUCAAAAGCUUAUAACAAUCAAUCAACAGUGGAAGCCUAUUGAAGAGUUGCAGAAGGUCCGAAGGGCAACCAAAUGA